Molecule: messenger RNA, 1065 nt
Organism: Pipistrellus nathusii (Nathusius's pipistrelle)
Lineage: Eukaryota; Metazoa; Chordata; Mammalia; Chiroptera; Vespertilionidae
Source: the annotation of a GenBank genome assembly
AUGGAUCCCCUGGGCUGCAUGGAGCAGCGUGAGGAUAAGAAGGCCAAGAGCCCAAAUGGAGAGCCUGCGCCGUGGCAAGCCCUUCCGGUUCUGUCCGAGCAGCAGUCCAGGGACGUGGAGCUGGUGCUGGCCUACGCCGCACCCAUCCUCGACAAGCGCCAGACUUCACGUCUCCUCAAGGAGGUGUCGGCUGUCCACCCACUGCCUGCACAGCCUCACCUGAAAAGGGUUCGCCCGAGCCGCGAUGCUAGCCGUCCACACGUGCCGGAGAUGCUGCUGUGCCUGGCAGGGCCAGUGGCGGGCACUCGAUCGCUGGCUGAGCUCCUCCCACAUCCGGCAGUGGAUCCCCGAGGCCUGGGACAGCCCUUCCUGGUGCCUGUGCCUGCCUGGCCACCCCUGACCAAGGGCCAGUUUGAGGAGGCGCGUGCCCAUUGGCCCACAUCCUUCCAUGAGGACAAGCACGUGACCCGUGCCCUGGCUGGGCAACUUUUCUCAGCACAGGAGCAGGCUGAGAUGCAGGGCCACAUGGAGCGCGCUGUACGGGUGGCACAGCAAGCGGCCGCCAAGGGCCUGAGGGCUGUCGGGGCUGUGGUAGUGGACCCAGCCUCAGGCCGGGUCCUGGCCACGGGCCAUGACUGUAGCAGCUCAGCCAGCCCCCUGCUGCAUGCCACCAUGGUGUGCAUUGACUUGGUGGCCCAGGGCCAGGGUCAAGGCACCUAUGACCUCAGGCCCCACCCUGCCUGUUCCUUCACCCCAGCCUCGGCCUCCCAGGAUGUCCAGGCCAUCUCUGUGCACACACUGGAAAAGGAUGUGGACACGGAUGAUAACGGCCUCCCCUAUGUGUGUACUGGCUACGACCUCUACAUUACCCGCGAGCCCUGUGCCAUGUGCGCCAUGGCCCUGGUGCACUCCCGCGUGCAGCGAGUCUUCUAUGGGGCACCCUCUCCUGAUGGUGCCCUGGGCACCCGCUUCCGCAUCCACGCGCGACCUGACCUCAACCACCGUUUCCAGGUGUUCCGGGGUGUGCUGGAGGCCCAGUGCCGCCAGCUGGACCCGGACACGUAG